This is a messenger RNA of Sinocyclocheilus anshuiensis, 2948 nucleotides long. RefSeq names its product potassium voltage-gated channel subfamily G member 3-like. The record is from RefSeq and is a predicted model, not a curated record. Gene Ontology annotation, cellular component: membrane; voltage-gated potassium channel complex. Lineage: Eukaryota; Metazoa; Chordata; Actinopteri; Cypriniformes; Cyprinidae. Bases 264 to 1421 code for a protein of 385 amino acids. Gene Ontology annotation, biological process: potassium ion transmembrane transport; protein homooligomerization; action potential. Gene Ontology annotation, molecular function: delayed rectifier potassium channel activity. The transcript is spliced from 3 exons.
GAAACCGAAGUGCUCUCGUGAUGCCGCGUGUGUGGAGUACAGAUCGGCGGGGCGCAGCAGCCGCACAGGUACAAGCGCACCGCGAGCGCCUCAGUUUUAUCCAACCCGAGAAUGCCAAGAGAGACGGCGUUAUCUCCAGCUGCUUCCCACACCGCGUGGUGGACACUUGAAGGGUGAAGCGUGAACUUUGAAGCUAAAGCUGGGAGACGCUACCAACUGAACAUGACUUUCAUCUGCACUCUAGGAUUUAAAAGUUCGCAAAAAUGAAGUUUGGCAAAAGCGUCUGUAUCAUAAACGUGGGUGGCACCAAGUACGCGUUUCCAAAGGACGUAAUCAAGGAUUUCCCUUUGAGGAGAGUGAGUCGUCUCCACAGUUGCGCCUCGGAGAGAGAAGUGCUGGAAGUGUGCGAUGAUUACGAUAGAGAGAGGAACGAGUUCUUCUUUGACAGACAUUCAGAAGCGUUCGGCUUCAUUAUGCUGUACGUGAAGUACGGCAAACUGCGUUUUGUCCCGCAUAUGUGCGAGCUGUCGUUUUACAACGAGAUGAUUUACUGGGGUUUGGAAAGCUCUCAUUUGGAGUUCUGCUGCCAGCGGAGACUCGACGAACGCAUGUCCGACACGUACACUCACUUUACCGAGGAGCACCACAAAACGGCCAAUGAAAUUAGUAGGACUGAUGAGUCGUCAAACGGGAAGCGGGACUCAAAGUGGCUGGAGCGAAUGCGCAGGACGUUCGAGGAGCCCACCUCCUCUCUGGCAGCGCAAAUUUUGGCGUCCGUAUCGGUGAUUUUUGUCAUCGUGUCCAUGGUAAUACUUUGCGCAAGCACUCUUCCUGACUGGAAAACUGCCGAGAGCAACAUGGUGGAAGAGCACAGGAUCAUUGAGGCGGUGUGCAUCGGAUGGUUCACGGCAGAGUGCAUCGUGCGCUUCAUUGUGUCCCGAGACAAGUGUGAGUUUGUGCGACGUCCGCUGAACAUCAUAGACCUGCUGGCCAUUACCCCCUAUUACAUCUCUGUCACCAUGACGGUUCUGACUGGAGAAAACUCUCAGCUGCAGAGGGCUGGCGUGACGCUGCGUGUGCUGCGCAUGAUGCGAAUCUUCUGGGUCAUCAAGCUAGCGCGACACUUCCUAGGGCUCCAGACUUUAGGGUUAACGUUGAAGCGCUGCUACCGUGAGAUGGUCAUGCUCCUGGUCUUCAUUUGCUGGUGGGUUAUUAUCUCCAUGACGACUGUCGGCUAUGGAGACAUGUACCCCAUCACUGUGCCAGGACGUGUGCUUGGUGGCCUGUGCGUCGUGAGCGGUAUAGUGCUGCUUGCUCUUCCGAUCACCUUCAUCUACCACAGCUUUGUGCAGUGCUACCACGAACUCAAGUUCCGCUCGGCCCGCUGCACCCAAAGCCUGUCCGCCGAGUUCCUCAACUGACCUCCCGGUAGGUUUAGCUAUGACCAUUAACGGGACUCAAAUCUUUGCUUUCUGCUAGAGAAAUCGAUGUCUAGUGUAAAGAUCUUCCGAGGCAUUUCCAUCUGCCACAUUCAUCUCCAGAACCGACUCUUCAGUAUGUGUUGUAUCUGUUACUCAAGGGGCUGGAGGAGGCUACCAUGGUGACAGUAUCACAGAGGCCAGGUGUCCUUGACAGGUGCACACUGCUGGAGGGAAACUUUAAGAGGCCUUGAAAAGACUCCACGUCAUGGCUCAACAAGCCCUCAUUCUCACAGAGAUCUGCGCUUUACCUUAUACAUGUGGCGUUUCUCCAAAGGAUUUAGCUUUUGAAUGCCACUUAGGCAGCCCACAGUGUUGGCAAGCAGAUAUGAGAGAAAUAAUUUAAUCAUCUUGUCACCCAGGAACCUUUCUCUUUGAUGAUGCCUUCAUUUAUAAGCAAUGGAGUUUUAAAGCAGUACCACUUUUUCCAGCAUUUAAUAUACUGAGAGCCUCUCUUUUUUACUUACAAUAGAUUACAAAAAAACAUGAAUUUUAAUCACUCUGUUCCACUUUCUACAUACUCUUUCCAGGCUACAUUGUUGUGUAUACUCAAUUCAGUGUGACAGCAAACCUCCAGAGGUAGUGGGACAUAAUGAGCGGAAUAGACUGAGAAUUACAAGGAUAAAGUGAGAGCUGUGUGGGCAGCUAUGCUGAGAGGAACAUAACGGGCCAUGGAGAGAGAGUGCUGUCAUGGAGAGUUGGGUGUUUUGGAUGACACCACGCAGAGCAUGUAGAGUUCUCCCCAAAUCCUCUACCUCUGAAUGUCCUCUACUGCCUUGCCGGUUUUCAUACGGGAGCGAGAUGCCUUGAGGCUCGUACACCUUCUGGGGUUUCACAGAAAGCUCUCUGUAGGUCCAUGGAAGGUCCUGGAGAUCUUUAGUGACACAGCUACCUCAAGGCCAUCUCCUCCCAUGGAGUCACCCAUGCCACCCACUUCUCCCCGACUCAUUGCUGUCUCUAUUUUGUUGUGGCUCUUAUGUUCCUCAGUGCUCUUAAAGGAACAUUCAGAGAAUGUGCUGUUAUCUGUGUUUUUGUCUUUACACAUUUCUGCAAGUGCAUCAAGGCUUCUGCUAGAGGAAAAAAGGGCGUAAAAUUGUAACAAAACUGUUAUUUGAUGUUAAAUAACGUAAAUAAUCUUGACCUGUUUAAAUUGUAAUAAGAAUUUUAAAAUGGAAGUCAACAUUUAAGAAAGUCAACAUGAAAAUUGACCCUGUCUAUGUUCUUGGUGCUCACUGAUCUGUGCACAUUAUUCCAGAUUCAGAAAAGUUUGUCUUAAUAACUUGCCCCACCUCUGAAAUUACUUUCCUUAGCUGAUGCCACAAAUCCCUGUUAUGUUUUCAACCCCUUCCCUUCAACCACCAGGUCCAUCAUGGUACGUGAUAUCCACUUUUCAGCAUUCAGUCAGUUUCAGAUGAAUACAUUCAAGUCCUAUCCUACACCUUUCCUCACUAAAUAUGCUGUUCUGUUUCA